This is a messenger RNA of Nannizzia gypsea CBS 118893, 1146 nucleotides long. RefSeq lists its product as hypothetical. Gene Ontology annotation, cellular component: cytoplasm; nucleus; proteasome regulatory particle, lid subcomplex. Bases 1 to 1146 code for a protein of 381 amino acids. The record is from RefSeq and is a predicted model, not a curated record. The transcript is spliced from 3 exons. Gene Ontology annotation, biological process: ubiquitin-dependent protein catabolic process. Gene Ontology annotation, molecular function: ubiquitin binding; proteasome binding; endopeptidase activator activity. NCBI's taxonomy places the organism in Eukaryota, Fungi, Ascomycota, Eurotiomycetes, Onygenales, Arthrodermataceae.
AUGUCGAUAGCACCGAUCAUCACCUUCAAGGGUGGCAUCUGCGAACUAGAUACUUCCGUCACCCCCAACGCCGUCAAGGCCCGGCCUACGCCUGGAUACAUCUAUCUAUACUCGGAAGAUGACCUCGUCCACUUCUGCUGGCGGCCGCGGUCGGCGCCUAUAGACCAGCCGGAGCUUGACCUCGUCAUGGUGCCCUCCGACGGGACCUUCACGCCGUACAAACCCACCAGCGCCCAGAAACCGUCCAACCCCGAACGGCCUACGAACGGCAGAAUAUACGUCUUGAAGUUUGCUUCCAGCUCGCAGAGACACCUCUUCUGGCUGCAGUCGCGGAGUCAGCACGAGCAGGGUAACCCCGCGUGGUUCAGCUCGCGAGACCUGAAGCUGGGCCAGAUCGUCAAUACACUGCUGCAGGGCGAAGAUAUCGACGUGCAAGACGCCAUUGAUAGCCUGCCCCGGGAAGACGGCGGUAAUGAUGGCGGUGAUGAUGACGAGACCAUGGAAGACGUAGAGGGGACGGACCAUAGUCCUGAGAGACGACGGCAUGGCGGCAGCGGGGGUGCUGGACCUGGUGCUACUGGUGGUGACAUACGAGAAGAAGGUCAAGAAUCAAGAGAGGGAGGAGCAGAUGGCGGACGAGCCGCCGCCGGUUCGGAUCCCUCUUCCGUUGUACAAAACUUGCUUCAUUCCUUAAAAGGCAAUACCCAGCAAGAGACAGGAGAAUCACAAUACACCACUCUCGCCGAUCUACUAUCGACGCCGUCUACCUUACCUUUCCUUGAAUCGGCAGACGAAACAACCCUCAACCAGCUGCUUAGUUCUCUUCCCGAAUCAUUACAGCUCCUCUCCAAACAAAAUAACAAUGCACCAGUCGAGCGUAUUAGCGUCGACAAGAAGCGUACCGCCCUUCGUAAGGUCCUUCGCUCUCCGCAGUUUGCACAGAGCCUCGGUAGCCUUACCAUGGCUAUCAGAGACGGAGGACUUCCCAGCAUUAGCGACGCACUCAAGAUCCCGGUCCAGAACGGCGGGUUCAUGCGCCGCGGUGGUGUCCCGCUAGGAGGAGGAGAAGCCGUCCAGGCAUUCGUCGAAGGUGUCCGACAGCAGGUAGAGGACAGCCAGAAGGGUGACCACAUGGAGACAGACUGA